UGCCAACGGACAAUUUAAUCAUGGAUAAAGGACUGAACCAUGAAAAGAUGCGCCAGAAGAAGACAGAGCAAGAGAAGCAACAGUGGGAGUCAGUGGAGUCAGACACGGAGAGUUUAGCACAGGAGAGAGCGUACCAACAGCAGCUCCAGAUGAACAUCAGUCACCAUGAUGAAAACAAAUACAUGGUGCUUCAACAGGAGAAUGAUGACAGCUUACUGUCUGGAGGCACAAAUGAUGGUGACAUUGAAUAUCUCCAUGUACACGAUAGUUUAGAAGAAGCAACACAUAGCCGUGCCAAAAGGAGUCCUUCCCUGUUACAGAGAACAGACAUGGAAGAAAGAGAAGGAACAAGCCAGCUGCUGUGUGAGGAUGUCUAUUCUGACCUGCGCUAUGACCCCAACUGGAGGAGCAACCUGAAGGCAGCGGACCUCUUCCAAGAGAGUCCACGGACGUCUGUGGAGGAAUUUGACAGAGUCCCUGAGGAGACAUCUAGUCAGAUGUUUGCUGACAGACAGGGAGUUGUAAUAAAAGGAGGAUACAGAUACAUCGCUGACACACAUCCAGCUGUUGUGGUGACUCCUCCAGCGGCUGCCAAGGAGUGCCACCAGCCGUACCGUCUGCACCCACAGGACCCUCAGACUGGCUCGGUGACUUCUCUCUAUAAAAAACAGGAUUCACAGCCUAGGUCACUGGAGACUCACUUUUCAAGUCCAAACAGGACUUCCACUAAAACUGACAGAGACACUUUGCAGAUAGGAUUCAGAGAUAAACGCGAAAACAUGAGAAGGUCUCCUGAGGUAGUUGAGAGUAAACAUGCUAUUUACAGCCAAGAAUUUAAGGCCUACAACCAGCAAGAAGUGAGAGCCAGACGAGCAGGCGACACUCAAACACAGACACUGCAAACCUUCAAAUCCAACAGUCCAAAAGUUUUAUCACAGAAAAAGCUGGAAAGACUCACAGAGGACAUAGUGGAACGCAAUAAAGUAACACUGGGGCGCAACAAACCUGGAAACAGCUCGUAUGUGACGGUGCAUGCACUGAAGCAGGAUAUGCCUCAUCAUGGGAAUAAGGUUAAUGAAAUUCUCCAGGAGAUGACCAGCACAGAAUGUGAAGAGGACAGUUCAGACCCCAAGCUGAGGUGGCUCCAGAAAACACAACAGCUGAGAGUCGCCAAGAGCAGCAAAGGAAAAAUAACCCUGCGAAUAGAAAACCCCAUCCCUCCUCCUCAGCAGAAGCAGCCCCCUGACCUUGGGGUCAGAGAAAAACAGGGACAUAGUCUGAGCUCCCCUUCAGCAAAACCAGUAAAUGUUGCUCAGCCAAAACAUCUGAAGAUGUCUCCAUCACAGACUCUGCCUCCAACCAUCCACCUCAACAUCAACCUUAACACUUCAUCCCAUCUCCUUCCAUCCCAGCAGAGGGGCCAGGAUGCAGUACUCAACCUAGCAUCCAUUCAGGGGUGUCCUGUUUGGAUCAAUGCAUCUGAGGAUGAACUUGCACUGCCCCCUCGAUAUCUACAAACAAAUCAAGCAAUGCUCUCACACAUGUCUCAGAAAGAUGCAAAUCCACAACUUACCAAACCAAACCUGGAGAGUGGCCCUGUACCAUGGCAAAGAUCUGCAUUAAAGUGGCCAUUAUCCUUUGAAAGUGUCAACGAGAAGAGAAGUCCUCAUGGGGUUCACAGUGAGGAAUUUCCACAAGCUCCCCCUGGGAAACCCACCACCACAUCAUCGCCAGGCUCAGGAGUUUACACUGUUCUACCUCCCAUAAGAAUCUCACUGACAGAAAGCGAAUCUGAGCUGAGCCCCAGUCAAAGUGUGAACCCAGCCGACCCCAUCCACAGGAGCAGCUCUGAUGGUUACCUGGUUCAGAUGGAGAAGCAGAAGCAGAGGGCCAGAGGCACUUACAAGGCUUACAGUCUUAAAGACUACAAGCAGCUGAGGUCAGAUAUAAAUCUUCAAGGCCUGGGUCCUGACUACAAAGCCAUUGAAAAGACUGCUGAGAAAUUGAAACGGCAGAGGCUGUAUUCAAAUGUGAUCCGCGAGCAGAACAAAAAGAUAAGUAGGAUUCCCUUUCUACCAGCCAAGGGCCCGGAAGGCAAGGACAAGAAAGUUCCCAGGAUGAAGGCUUUGGAAUAUGCCAAGACGAUAACCAAACCUCCUCACCCACAGCAGAGACAGAAACAGCAGCCUGAAGGCCUCACUCAGAGAGCUCAGUACCUGGAGGGCUUGGACGUGUUCCAGCCAGCUGCGUUGGACGUCCUUCGAAAAAGACAUGAAGAAGAAAAGCAGAUGGUGGCUCUCUUCAGAAAAGUUCAUGCCGUCUGAGACAAGUUGCUGAUCAUGUCAACACGUACCUGAAGGUGUAAAACACAAUGUGCUGACUCAACAAAGAAGAUGUUUGUUUCUCAAAAUGAUUUCAACAAGAUGUUAACCUCUGAGAAGAUGUUUGUGUUUUAUGUUACCAUGACUAGUAAAAAAAACAUUUGACACUAGGAUUACACUGCAGCCAUUACAGUUCAUUUAAUGUCUGCAUCUUUAGGCAAUGUACUGGACUACAGUUACAUCAAGUUAAAGGUUAAAACAGGUACACUACCAUUUUCAUCAAAUAUGGUAAAUAGUUUCUCCACCUAUGGAAAAUAAUUGUAUUUAUUGAAAUGUUUUACUUAAAUUAGCUUUCCUUUUAUGUCACCAUUACAUUAUGUCAGCGCAUACAGAGACAUUAUUUUACAUAGCAAGGAAUGCAGUUUAAAUCCACCUGUUUUA
Messenger RNA from Labrus mixtus (cuckoo wrasse), 2762 nucleotides. It is a transcript of the gene jhy, whose product is annotated as junctional cadherin complex regulator. The transcript is spliced from 8 exons. The record is from RefSeq and is a predicted model, not a curated record. Gene Ontology annotation, biological process: axoneme assembly. NCBI's taxonomy places the organism in Eukaryota, Metazoa, Chordata, Actinopteri, Labriformes, Labridae. The coding region runs from base 21 to 2324 and encodes 767 amino acids.